AUGCUGCUGUCUAGAAAUGAUUCAUUUAUUUGGACUGAUAGUCUGCUGGAGACGAAUCACACCACAGAUGAGAGUUAUGGUGGUCCGGAGGUAGUGAUUGUCCCUGUAAUUUUUGGAUUUAUAUUUCUAUUGGGUAUGAUAGGAAACACAUUGGUGAUGAUUGUUAUUGGGAGGAUCAAGUCCAGGCGCUCCAGAAGUACCACGAACACUUUUAUACUGAACCUCAGUAUAGCGGAUUUGUCUUUCCUUCUUUUUUGCGUCCCUUUCCAAGCCACCAUUUAUUCCUUACCGGAAUGGGUGUUUGGCGCCUUUCUGUGUAAGUUUGUGCACUACUUCGUGAUGGUUAGUAUGCUUGUGAGCAUCUUCACGCUCGUUGCCAUGUCAGUGGACCGGUACAUCGCCGUGGUGCACGCAAAGAAGUCCCCCUGCAUUCGCAAUAAGAAGAACGCCGUCAUUGGGGUUUGUGUUAUAUGGGUUCUGUCAUUUGUCUUUGCAAUCCCAGUGGCUCAACACCAGAGACUAACUACCCACCAAGAAGCUCCAAACAGCUCCUUUUGCUGGGAGGAAUGGUCCGAAAACGUGCCCAAACGCAUAUACAAAGUGACAAUUUUAAUAGUUGGGUAUUUGUUACCUUUGGUUUUGAUUACAUGCUGUUAUGCAAAGGUGUUGUGCCAUCUCCAUAAAAAAAUCAAGAACAUGUCCAAGAAAUCUGAACGUUCAAAGAAAAAGACAGCUCAGACAGUGCUGCUGGUGGUGGCCGCCUUCCUGAUCUGCUGGAUGCCCCAUCACAUCAUCGCCAUGUGGGUGGAGUUUGGUAGCUUCCCCCUGAAUGACGCCUCCUUUGCUUUUCGCAUCAUCUCACAUUGCCUGGCCUAUGGAAACUCCUGUGUCAACCCCAUCCUUUAUGCUUUCCUGUCUGAGAACUUCCGCAAGGCCUGCCAGCAAGUGUUCACCUGCCGUUUCUUCCUCCCGCCUCCCCCGGUGGAGAAAGUGGUUCGCAUCCGUAUGGAGAACUUUUCCACCACUCAUUCUACCACCAACAUGUGA
Megalops cyprinoides (Indo-Pacific tarpon) is the source of this 1047-nucleotide messenger RNA. RefSeq names its product galanin receptor type 1-like. Gene Ontology annotation, cellular component: membrane. The transcript has 3 exons. NCBI's taxonomy places the organism in Eukaryota, Metazoa, Chordata, Actinopteri, Elopiformes, Megalopidae. Gene Ontology annotation, biological process: negative regulation of adenylate cyclase activity; G protein-coupled receptor signaling pathway; positive regulation of cytosolic calcium ion concentration. Bases 1 to 1047 code for a protein of 348 amino acids. The record is from RefSeq and is a predicted model, not a curated record. Gene Ontology annotation, molecular function: galanin receptor activity.